AUGCGUGAUGGCACCACCCAGGUCAUCGACAACAUCACCAUUGUUACCACGGAGAAUACCGACUCCGGUUCAGAGCACUGGGUUAUCCUCCACUUCACCUCCACCGUCUCCUUGAAUUCAUCUGCACCAGUAGUUUCCUGGUCUUUGCCUUCGAUAUCUCUUGGGAAUUCUUUCGAGCUACAUUACUCGGGCCUUAUCUUUUCUGGCUGUGAUUUCGACGUACACUGGGAGAAUCCUCCGGUGAAUACACCGACGUGGGCGUCCAGCUGCACACCUAUCUGCCCUGACGGUGGACUCACAUACACACCGGACUGUGGUUCCGACAUCACUGGAUGUUGCACCAUCUACUUUGUUGACAAUGGCUUUUUUGACGCAAGUUUUUUGUCUUCUGUCCAACUUAAAUUCGUUCGCCAUCAUAGUGGAGCUGAUUCCAACUUACACCACAAUCUGAGCUUAUUGCGGGAUACUGUCAAUGUUACUGUUGCUUCCUUGUCUGCCAAUUGGAGAAUCAUUGAUCCACUAACCUGCGUAGAAGCCAUUAAAGACAAGACAACCUAUGCUUGUGUUAGCAGAAGUAGCGUCUGUCGUGAUGGUAUUGGGCGUUAUGGUUACAACUGCAAGUGCAACACAGGCUACGUGGGCAAUCCAUAUAUUAUCGACGGCUGCAAACCGGACACAGGUUAUAAUCCAUCUCAACAAAAGAGCAACUGUACUCGCAGAUGUGGGAGUAUAGACGUUCCAUUUCCAUUUGGCUUGGAAGAAGGCUGCUUUGCAAGAGAAGAAUUUCAUCUGAAAUGCAACGACACGGCACCAUCCACUCUCCUUUUGGACUCUAUAUGGCAGUAUCACGUGACUAAUAUAAAUGUUGAAGACGGGCUUAUCGAGUACAUUAGCCCGGACGAGAGAAAUAAUCCUGAAACUUGUGGUAUCCGUACAUGGGACGGACAAGAACAAAAUCUGCGAAGUCUUUACCUUAGUUCUGGGAAUGCCACCACCGUUUCUGUGCAAUGGGUUGCUGCCCAAUUAACCUGCCAAGAGGCAAAACAAAACCAGUCCGAGUAUGCGUGUGCAGAAAGUGAAUGUAUAACGAUCCAACAUACCGGUGGCUACUUUGGUUACAGAUGCAAAUGCGCACGUGGAUAUCACGGAAAUCCAUACGUCAAAGGCGGUUGUAUCGAUAUCGACGAGUGCCUUCAACCAAAUAUUUGUCCCGAGAUGUGCAACAAUACCGCUGGAAACUAUACAUGCAUUCAAUGCCCUUACGGUACAGGGUAUGAUCCAGUGCUAAGGCGUUGUACCAGAAAGCACCAAAACCUUCUCUUAGGUAUUGCUAUUGGCCUAAGUGUUGGCCUUGGAAUUCUACUUCUUUGUUUAAGUGGGGUUUUCCUUAUCCGUAGAUGGAGAAGAAAUAUCCAGAGGCAAUUGAAAAAGAAAUAUUUUCGGCAAAACAAAGGUCUUCUUUUGGAGCAACUAAUAUCCUCAGAUGAAAACCAAAGUGAUAACAAAAUUUUCUCCUUGGAGGAGUUGCAAAAGUCAACAAACAACUUUGAUCCCACACGUAUUCUAGGUAGUGGAGGACAUGGUAUGGUCUACAAAGGCAUCUUGUCAGACCAACGUGUGGUGGCCAUAAAAAAGCCUAAGGUCAUCAACGAAGGAGAGAUUAAUCAGUUCAUCAAUGAAGUUGCAAUUCUCUCUCAGAUAAAUCACCGUAAUAUCGUAAAACUUCUUGGAUGUUGUCUUGAAACUGAGGUCCCUCUACUGGUGUAUGAUUUCAUCCCUAAUGGUUCACUAUAUAAGAUUAUACAUGAUGGCCAUCAGAGUAAUAAUGAAUUCUCAUUGUCAUGGGAUGAUUGCUUAAGGAUUGCUACAGAAGCUGCUGGCGCUCUCUGUUACCUCCAUUCUGCAGCAUCAGUAUCGGUUUUCAUCGUGAUGUGA
Miscanthus lutarioriparius is the source of this 1935-nucleotide messenger RNA. The record is from the annotation of a GenBank genome assembly. Lineage: Eukaryota; Viridiplantae; Streptophyta; Magnoliopsida; Poales; Poaceae.